ACGGCUUGUAGCAAUGGAAUACCUGGGUGUGUUCGAUUGAUUCUAUCACACUUCCCUGCUACGGCUAAAAGUUCUAUACUAUUUGAAUUAUUUAACGAUGUCAUUAAAUGCAUAAACGAUGCUGCUAGUUGGCAGAUUAUUCGAUUAUUAUUAGUGAAAAUAACACUCAGAGAUAUGAUGGACACGUGUAAUAAAUGUGAAGACACUCAACAUCUCCUAAGAUUCUUUCCUAUGGAUAAUGAAUACUUUCAGUUAAGUGAUGGAAGGACAACUAUACUUCAUUUAGCAGCUACGUCUGGUGAUCUAGAAUACUUGACUACUAUUAUUUGUUUAGGCUUUGAUAUAAACAGAUUAGAUAGUGAUGGCUACACUCCUCUACACAGAGCUUUUCAAUAUGGCUGUGUAUCAAUAGCUAAAUGUCUUAUUAGUCAACCCAACUGUGAAACAUCAAGUAAAGAUUACUAUGUGGUGCUGUUACAUGUUGCCGCUAGUGAAUUAGGUGACCUAUCAUUAGUACAGAGUCUGGUGGAAAGAGGUGUUGAUGUUAAUAUUAGUAACUGUAAUGGUACAACUGCAUUGCAUUAUUCUUGUCGUUGGGGUCACUUAUCAAUUGUAGAGUAUUUGACAUCUCUUCCUCAAUUAAAUUAUACAAAAGAUACUUGGGGUAGAACAAGUAUUCAUUUCUCGGCGGAGUUUGGGCAAGCACAUGUUGUCAAGUAUCUUGUUGAAUCAUGUAACCAUGAUGUUAAUGUAGAGGAUAAGUAUGGCAAUACUCCACUGUACAUGGCAUGUGUUUAUAAUCAUUUACCAGUAGUAGAGUAUUUAACAGCACAACCAAACUGUAACAUUAAUAGUAAUAAUGGGAGUCAUCCUCUAAUAGCAGCAGCAGAUAAGGAACAUUUAGAAAUAGUGAAGCAUCUCAUUGAAUCUGCAGGUUGUAAUAUUAAUGUUAGAGAAAGGGGAACAGGUUUCACUCUGUUACAUAAAGCAUGCUAUAAUGGAUCACUUUCAAUAGUAGAAUAUUUGAUAUCUAAGCCACAGUGCGACAUUGAAGUUAUAGACAUUAAAUUAAACCAACCACUUCAUUAUGCAGCAUGUCAAGGACACAAGAAAGUAGUUUCAAUUGUAGGAAAGAAAGUGAGUCAGGAUGGUUUAUUUAAAUGUAUAGCAUCAGCAGGACAACUAGCCGAACCAGAUAUAAUGAAACUAUUAAAUGAUUGUUCUGAAGAUAGGAAAUCAUUAAUUAAUGCAUGUCAAUCAGGAAGUGUAGACAUUGUACGUCAUCUAGUGAUUGACAAAGAUUAUGAUGUUAAUGCUAAUGAGAGGUUUGGCAAUGGCUAUACACCACUACAUUAUGCAUGUGAAAAGGGUAAUUUUGAAAUUGUUAGAAUUUUAACCACUAAUCAUCUACAAUGUAAUACUGAAGUUGAGAACAGUUUUAAGGACAGACCACUACACAAAGCAUGUGAAUCCGGAAAUUUAGACAUUGUAUGUCAUCUUGUGAUUGACAAACACUGUGAUGUUAAUGCAAAAGGAAGGAAUGGCAAUACACCAUUACAUUAUGCAUGUGAAAACUGUCAUUUUGAAAUUGUUAAAAUUCUGACUAAUCAUCCACAAUGUAAUAUUGAAACUGAAAACUUUUCUUAUGACAGAUCACUACACAAAGCAUGUGAAUCUGGAAAUUUAGACAUUGUACAUCAUCUUGUGAUUGACAAACACUGUGAUGUUAAUGCAAAAGGAAGGAAUGGCAAUACACCAUUACAUUAUGCAUGUGAAAAUUUUCAUUUUGAAAUUGUUAAAAUUCUGACUAAUCAUCCACAAUGUAAUAUUGAAACUGAAAGCAUUUUUAAUGACAGACCACUACACGAAGCAUGUAAAUCUGGAAAUUUAGACGUUGUAUGUCAUCUUGUGAUUGACAAAUACUGUGAUGUUAAUGGAAAAGGGAGGUAUGGCAAUACACCAUUACAUUAUGCAUGUGAAAAGGGAUUUUUUGAAAUUGUUAAAAUUUUGACUACUCAUUCACAAUGUAAUCUUGAAGCUGAAGACAAUUCCAAGUGCAGACCACUACACAAAGCAUGUAUAUCUAGAAAUUUAGACAUUGUACGCCAUCUUGUGAUUGACAAAUACUGUGAUGCUAAUGCUAAAGGGAUGAAUGGUUAUACACCAUUACAUUAUGCAUGUGAAAAGGGCUUUUUUGAAAUUGUUAAAAUUCUGACUAAUCAUUCACAAUGUAAUCUUGAAGCUGAAGACAAUUCUAAAUACAGACCAUUACACAAAGCAUGUGAAUCUAGAAAUUUAGACAUUAUACACCAUCUUGUGAUUGACAAAUGCUGUGAUGUUAAUGCUACAGGGGGUUAUUAUGGCUAUACACCAUUACAUUAUGCAUGUGAAAAGGGUCAUUUUGAAGUUGUUAAGUAUCUGACCAAUCAUCCACAAUGUAAUAUUGAAGCUGAAGAUUAUUGCAAUAGGAGGCCAUUGCAUCUUGCAUUAAAUAAUCAAUUUCCUGAUAUGAAUAUUGUCAAUUAUCUUGUUAAAGAUAAAGGAUGUAAUACUCAGGGGAUAAGAACACAUAACAGGAAAACUCAAAAUUAUCUUCACAUUCAUCAAUCCAGUGGUAUAGCAUUAUUACGUGUCGUUAAGUGUAUAUUGACAGGUCCUCCUGGUGCUGGUAAGAGUACAUUAAAGAAGAGACUCCUCAAUAAAUCUCUUGAUACAGAACCUUCACUUAGUACUGGUGUAAUUGAUGCAGCUGUACCAGUUAAUUCAUUUCGUAAACUAUUACAGCACAAUGCAGUAGUGACUACAGAGUGGAAGGAACAGGAACUCGAUGAAGAAGCUAUACUGAUCACUAAGAAACUAUUACCAGCAAACAACACAUCAGAUGAAAGCGCUAGACCUAGUGCAUCUCAUCAGUUUAAUUUACCAUUUGUAUAUACAAAAACUUCAUUAUUAAAAAAAAAUUCAAGAUCACUAGAAGAAAUAGGCCUAUCUGAUCAACAUGAUGAUACAAGUGUUACAUUUUCACCAACUUUCAUGCACUCUGAAGUAAUUGAUGCAGCAAGUUAUUAUGAAACAGACUCAUUUGCAAAUAUGGAGCAUGAGAAUAUAGUUGAUUCAUGCAGAGCACCUGUCAAUUGUGAGGAGGAAGAAACCAGAACUGAUACUGAAAAGCAAAAUAGCAACAGUUCUGUGUUAAAUGGACUUUCAGAUUAUGUAAUGAAGAUACCUGUUAGAAAAAGACAAGAAUAUGAGUGGAAGUUUAAAGCAAAUGAUGACAAUCACACAAUGUUACACAUCAUUGAUACUGGAGGACAACCCGAGUUUCAUGAAAUAUUACCAGCUCUUAUAACUGGCCCAGCUAUCAAUCUACUGGUAUUCAAACUAACUGAAGAUUUAAGGAGUCGCUAUCAAAUAAUCUAUCGAACCUCUGAUGGUGAUUCUAAACCUUAUGAAACCUCAUUGACACAUGAAGAAGUGAUAUUCCGUUCACUAGCAAGCAUAGCUUGUUUAAGACAGAAUACUAUUGGAUGGAGUUUUGAUGAAAUACCUAUUGAAGAUAAUUCAGAACCUGUUGCCUUCCUUAUUGCUACACACAGAGACCAAGUGGAUGAGAAUAAAGUAAGUGAAGUCAACGAACAGUUACAGAUAAAAAUUAAAAAGAGUUCAGAUUUGUUUAACGAUAACCUUGUACAAUUUUCUGAAGAAGAGCAAGUAAUUUUUCCACUUGACACUACAAAGGAUAAAGAAGAAGUAGAUCACCUUCGUUCUUUCCUUCACAAGGUUAUAUCAAAAAAGUUUCAGGAAUUAGAAAUACCAGCUUCUUGGUGUACUCUUAGUUUAAAAUUACGAAAAAGUAAAAAAAAGCUUUUCAAAUACGAUACAUGUUUCAAGUUAGCUCAAGAGUGUGGUAUCAAAGGUACAGAAGAGUUUAAAAAAGUUUUAUGGUAUUUACAUCACAGAGUGGGUACCAUCAUGCAUUAUCCUAAUGUAGCAGGUUUGGAGGAUAUUAUUAUCACUGAUCUUCAACUAGUGUUUGAUCGUAUCACUAAUCUCAUCACAACAUGCUUCACUUUUAAACAGUCAGGUAGUGCUGCUGUGGGGGAAGAAUUUCGUAAAAAUGGACGCUUUUCAGAGUCACAACUAGAUGAGAUGUCAUUACGAGAGAAAGGUGAUCCACUUAAUACAAAGAAACUUGUAGCACUACUGAAGCAUCUUUAUAUUGUAGCUGGUCCUAUGAAAGAUAAAGUUGGUCGAAAAACGGUCAAUUAUUACUUUAUGCCUUGUGCUCUAAAACCAGCAGAUGUAGAAAGAGAGGAGAGAGGUGGGUCAGUUAGUCCAGCUCCUUUAUUGAUAUGUUUUGAGUGUGGGUAUACUCCUGUUGGUGUGUUCUGUUGUCUAGUAGUGUAUCUUCUUGAUCAGAAGACAGACCAAGUACUGGAAUGGAAGUUGACUGGUAAUUAUCAAUAUCGUAACAGGAUUACCUUUCGAGUUGGUCAAUACCAUGACACAGUUACCUUAAUCAGUUGUGCUACUUAUCUUGAAGUGUGGGUUCAGCAAAUAAAAGGCUCAAAGCUGUCAACAAAUGAUUUAUUAUCAUCAUUGCACAAAGGACUAGUCACAGUCACACAAUCACUUCAUUACACUUACAAGUCAAGGCAUGAGUUUGGUGUAGCAUGUACAUGCACUGCAGUACCUCAUCCUGCUGUGAUUGACUUUAAUGAAAGUGCAACUAUGUGUGUGAAUGGAAGAAUAGUGGAGUUUAAUGAGAAGCAAUUAUACUGGUCUAAGAAGGUUGUUGAACUGAAUAACACAAUACAAAAUCGAAACAGCAAAAUAUCGUCUCAAACUGAAUCCCACAUUCCUAGAAGUUCUUCAUCCCAUGGCACAGCUGCAGUAGAUAUAGAAGUUUGUCCUAGAGAAUUGUUUCGUCAGCACUCAGCUGACAUUACCCAGUGCAUCUCAUUAGAUGUAAUGCGUGUUGCUGAUAGACUGUUUGCUGCAAAAGUGAUACCUGAACAAUUAAGAAAUGAAAUAUCCAAUGUAACUAGUUUAGAUGACUAUAGAAAAGCCAGCAAAAUGACAGUUCACAUUCAAAAUACUCUCAGCUAUCAUACAAGUCCCAUUGAGUAUCUUACUGAUUCUUAUGACAGUAAUUUUAAUGAAGGACAGUCCUCUGGUAGUGGCAUUUUACAAAUUGAAAGCAGAGGACACAGGAGACAGAAAAAAGAUGAUGGUUCUCCUGGAGAUUUUACUAGAUUGAAAAAGUCAACAACUCAAACCUCCGAAGUGAUCAGUUUAUUGUCUGAUGAUGACGACGUCCUAAUAGUUGAUCCUCCUCCUCCUUUGGAUAAAGGAUAUGGUAAAAGAUCAACUGGAAAUAAACAACACAGAAAAAAAACUGGUUUUAAGAAAUAA
Messenger RNA from Amphimedon queenslandica, 5415 nucleotides. RefSeq lists its product as uncharacterized. The record is from RefSeq and is a predicted model, not a curated record. The transcript is spliced from 6 exons. Gene Ontology annotation, molecular function: protein binding. NCBI's taxonomy places the organism in Eukaryota, Metazoa, Porifera, Demospongiae, Haplosclerida, Niphatidae. Bases 175 to 5415 code for a protein of 1746 amino acids.